AUGGAUCAUGAAACACAUAGUGCAGCUACAGCAAGCACUUUCGACGGCACUUAUCUUUCUUACGUGCACGCAUAUUUCCGUCAUGUUCAUCGAGCAUAUCCCUUCCUUGACAGGCAGGAGAUACUGAGUAACGCAAAAGCGUCUACAUACCUGAACAUAUGGUCAGACAAUCCAGACUCUAUUAUUCUGGGUCUCGUCUUAUCUAUCGGAAGCACGACUCUGGAGCGUGCUGGCAAGCUCAGUGUUUAUAAUCGACCAAACAUGGUUGUGCCUUACACACGUAUUCUGAGUCGAUGUCUGUCAUCUCCGGGCCUGAAAGGCCUCCAGAUACUGCCUUUACUAUCCUUGUAUUCUCUCUUUGACCCGAAAGGCAUCUCUACCUGGUCCAUGGUUGGAAUCCUUACCCGACAGGCGGUCAUGCUCGGCUUGUCGCGAACAACUGGCUUACCCAGGGCUCUAAACCCUCCCGAAGCAGAGCUGAGUAAUCGUUUGUUCUGGAGCAUUUUCGUUCUCGAUCGUAUGCUGGCAGUAUCAGUUGGCCACUCUGUAGGACUCGUGGACGAGGGAAUGGAUAUCCCUCAACCCGCAAUGACUGUAGAGGAGUUCACAUCGUCCGAAAGGACCGCAAACGCAUCAUUAUUGCAGCUGAAUCGACACAUCAUCCAGCUUCGACAGCUCGAGCAUCAAAUUCUUGACUCACUCCACAAAAGAGGUCAGGUAAAUAUCGAGAGUAUGACUAGCGUAAAUCGUGCCACCGUCUUGGGACAGCUGCGUUCAGCUAUCGAUGACUGGUAUAGCACAGGCUGCCUUGUGUGCCUACCAGAGGCGGAUAAUAUACCUAUCCACAGUACGAUAACGUGGCUCAAUGCCCGAUACUACAACCUGCUCAUCCUAUUGUACUAUCCGUGUCACUUCAACAAUCAGGCUAAGCACAUCUCAUCCAUAGAGCUCGUUGGGUGCAUCCGAAAGUACUUCAAGUACAAUUACAUCCUUCUCGAGAACAGACAGUUACCACUCAACUACAUCACGUUAAACAGGCUGAUACCCGCCUGCCUCGCGCUGAUGCACUGCUUCGGUGUCAUACAACCACGUCACUUCAGUGCCAAAUUGGAGCUGAGCAGUUGUAUUGACAUUCUGCGUGCAUUUCCGGAAGAUUGGCUGCCAGCGCAUCAGGCCAAGCAAGUUGUCAUUGAGUUUCUGGGCAUUGUGAUGGCCCAUGAAGCUUACGCUGCAGCACAGCUCUUUGACUGUUCCGAAGCGAAUACGAUUCCACUUACCUCAACGACGAACCUAAGUUUUCAAAAAAUUCUGACUGACAUGCUCGGCAUUGCUAAAAGCGCAUUUGGACCGAUUAGUUGCUAUCUUUCGAUUUCUAGUUUAAGUGACUCUGGUCACAUAUCUGCACCACCACUAGGCGCCUCGAUUACGGAUUUGGAGAAAGGGAAUGAGCAGCUGAGCACAUGGGAUCCAGCAAAUUGUUACGAUUUUGGGUUUCUGUAA
Molecule: messenger RNA, 1500 nt
Organism: Parastagonospora nodorum SN15
Lineage: Eukaryota; Fungi; Ascomycota; Dothideomycetes; Pleosporales; Phaeosphaeriaceae
Exons: 2
Coding region: 1-1500 (499 amino acids)
Biological process (GO): positive regulation of transcription by RNA polymerase II; DNA-templated transcription
Molecular function (GO): sequence-specific DNA binding; zinc ion binding; DNA-binding transcription factor activity, RNA polymerase II-specific
Source: RefSeq, a predicted model, not a curated record